UGAGUUACCAGAGUGAGCAGGAGGAGCGCAGGUGCUUCCCCCAUCGGGCAGGAGCUGCUUUGGUGCUCUGUACCUUUAAGGGGCUGACCCUAUCCCACGGUGAGCUGUUAUAAGGGCAGGUAGAGAAGCGGUGCCCCGAGCAGAGAGCUGGCAGCAGAGCGGGGCGCAGCUCCGCUAUAAUGACUGGCCACCGCAUUUGGGGAUAUGGGAAGGAUGACGGACCUUCAGAGUGGCACAGAUCUUAUCCUAUUGCCCAAGGAAACCGCCAGUCACCUAUUGAUAUAGUUUCUGCAAGAGCAGUUUAUGACCCUAAUCUGAAGCCACUCAUUUUCUCCUAUGAAUCGUGUACGUCUCUUAACAUCUCAAACAAUGGCCAUUCAGUUAUGGUUGAGUUUGAAGAUACCGAUGACAAGGCAGCUAUCAGCAGUGGUCCCCUUGAGAAUCCAUUUCGGCUAAAGCAGUUUCACUUUCACUGGGGGACAAAUCCCAGCCAGGGAUCGGAGCACACAAUUGAUGGCAAGCCUUUUCCCUGUGAGCUCCACGUAGUUCACUGGAAUGCCAGAAAAUAUGCAACAUUUGGAGAAGCAGCAGCAGCUCCAGAUGGCUUGGCAGUAGUUGCUGUUUUCUUGGAGAUUGGGCAAGAACAUGCCAGUAUGAACAGACUCACUGAUGCUUUUUACAUGGUAAAAUUUAAAGGAACAAAAGCUCAAUUUAGUAGCUUCAACCCUAAAUGUCUCCUGCCAUUGAAUCUAGAUUAUUGGACAUACCUUGGUUCUUUGACAACACCACCCCUUAAUGAGAGUGUAACAUGGAUAGUGCUGAAAGAAGCAAUCAGCAUUUCUGAGAAACAGCUGGAGAAAUUUCGCAUGCUCCUCUUCACCAGUGAGGAAGACCAGAGGAUCCAAAUGGUCAAUAAUUUUCGCCCCCCUCAGCCUCUUAAGGGGAGAGUAGUUCGAGCUUCCUUCAAGGCCUGAAGAAAACUGAUAAUGGCACUGAGAUAUCCAAGAGCUUCCGCAUCUGAGAUACUAUAAACAGGAACUCUGGUCUUCAGAUUACUUCUGGAAUACACAAGAUAACCAUUUCCAUGAACAUUCAACCUGGAGGGGGAUAAUCUUCUGACUUUCUAUUUUAUUUGAAUUGCUCAUUCUUUUCAGAAAUGGCAUAUUUUUAAUAAAACGAAUAGUUGAGUAAACCACCAUGUCUCCAAGACCUGAAACUCUAAAAAUUAAGGUGAAAUUCAAAUCCCACUUUAUAUAAAAUGGGAAAUUAUGUAGUGAUGUAGUACCAGUGGUCACAACUUCUAAUUGUCUCUUUUAAUACAUGAUGAAAUAGUCAACAAUCUUGGGCAAAUUGCAGUGAAGUUUUCCUUACUGAU
Messenger RNA from Pezoporus occidentalis (night parrot), 1375 nucleotides. RefSeq names its product carbonic anhydrase 7 (gene CA7). Bases 180 to 974 code for a protein of 264 amino acids. Gene Ontology annotation, biological process: regulation of intracellular pH. The record is from RefSeq and is a predicted model, not a curated record. The transcript is spliced from 7 exons. Gene Ontology annotation, molecular function: zinc ion binding; carbonate dehydratase activity. NCBI's taxonomy places the organism in Eukaryota, Metazoa, Chordata, Aves, Psittaciformes, Psittacidae.